AUGCCUGAUAUGAACUUUGUUAACCCAAUAGGAAACCUCCUCGCCGAAUCCAGAAGGCUUGCUGGUCUAGUGCCGCAGACUAUAUUUCUCAAAAAAGCCGACCCUCCACCAGGGAGUCCAACUUGGCGGGCAGAGCCUAUGAGCCUAGCAAAGCUUAAUUAUGAUGAAUGGAAGGGAGAAUAUGGUGCUCAAAAGCGCAUGACCGAUACUUACAACCUCACAAAUUGCGUACCGCUGUCUCAUGACUUGGACGGCCUCUUGUUGGAAUCAAAUGGCAGAUAA
Penicillium hordei is the source of this 282-nucleotide messenger RNA. RefSeq lists its product as uncharacterized. The transcript has a single exon. The record is from RefSeq and is a predicted model, not a curated record. Lineage: Eukaryota; Fungi; Ascomycota; Eurotiomycetes; Eurotiales; Aspergillaceae. Bases 1 to 282 code for a protein of 93 amino acids.